Messenger RNA from Carica papaya (papaya), 458 nucleotides. RefSeq lists its product as uncharacterized. Lineage: Eukaryota; Viridiplantae; Streptophyta; Magnoliopsida; Brassicales; Caricaceae. The record is from RefSeq and is a predicted model, not a curated record.
CUCCAAGCAUUCCCAAUUAAUUAAAAAAUAUAAUCUUUUAUCCACCACAUAUACACACUCAAUUAUCUCUGGUUCUCUGGCUUUCAUUGCUCCCUCACCAUGAACAAGUCACCACUCAAUUAUACCACAAAGGUGUUUGUAUUGGUGCUUCUGGCAGCUUACUUGGGCAUAUCUAAAGCUCAAGUUGAAAUGAACUGGUGGCCAACAGAACCAACUAGGUUUGAACUUGUUACCGGAGGACGACGUCGAAGGCUCGAUCCGUUCCAGCUAUGCUUGCUGUGCAAGUGCUGCUCCACCACCAUCUGCACCACCAUGCCUUGUUGCUUCGGCAUCGAUUGCCAGCUCCCAAACAAGCCUUUUGGUGUAUGUGCUUUUGUUCCCAAAACAUGUAACUGUACUUCUUGUGCUGUGUAAUCUAUACCUUUAAUAUACAUAUACAAUAAAUUUUACUGCCAUUA